GAAGAACGCGCUUUUUAACUUAAUUUGCUAUUUACAAGGGCGUUACAAAUGUCCACGGUCUGCUUUCUCAGCCCCUGGGCGUUAUAAAUAGUAUAGGUUAAUUAGUUAGCUGAGAAAUUGGAUCAGGGGCGGGCAGUUAGAAUUUGAUCCAUAGACAGGUAACUCAAGCAAUCCCUUUUGUCACUGCAAUCGGACCUAUAUAAAUCCGCCUUGACGGACAGUAGUCACCACAUAGCCUUACCUCUCUGCUGGAUCACCGACCAGGCGAGAACCCCCUAAACACGGAAUAAAAUGUCUCUCUCAUCUAUCCUUUCCGCUGAUGCCAUUGACAGUGCUCUCAAGGACUGCCAAGCACCAGACUCCUUCUGCCCCAAGAAGUUUUUCCAGUUGUGUGGCCUCAACAAGAAGAGCCCGCAGGAUGUGAAGAAGGUUUUCGGGAUCCUGGACAAUGAUGCCAGUGGUUUUGUGGAGGAGGAAGAGCUCAAGUUUUUCCUCCAGAGGUUUUCCCCUGGAGCUCGCGUUCUGACAGACAAGGAGACCAAGGGCUUCAUGUGUGCUUGUGAUGACGACAGUGACGGCAAGAUUGGAGCAGACGAGUUCCAGGCCAUGGUCUUGUCCUAAACAACUGGACUUCAUCUCCAACUUAAUCUGACCCCACCAACCUGCUCCUACUCCACUUCUUCAAUCAUCGUCAAUCAUUUUCCAUCUGGUUAGAUUAAACCUUUUGAUUCUUUUUAUUUAUUUUUAUUGCAAGACUUGUUCUGGUUCACAGACAUUCACAUCAUGAUUUUAGUUUUUUUUCUUCUUUUUCACAAGUUUUUAGACAGAUCAUAAACCUGUAUUUCCCAAAUAAAUGUAAAAUUUACCAAAUUACAGAGAAAAUAAAAGAAUAAAAUCCCAA
Sander lucioperca (pikeperch) is the source of this 901-nucleotide messenger RNA. RefSeq names its product parvalbumin 8 (gene pvalb8). Lineage: Eukaryota; Metazoa; Chordata; Actinopteri; Perciformes; Percidae. The record is from RefSeq and is a predicted model, not a curated record. Gene Ontology annotation, molecular function: calcium ion binding. Gene Ontology annotation, cellular component: cytoplasm; nucleus. Bases 292 to 621 code for a protein of 109 amino acids. The transcript is spliced from 5 exons.